UGUGACGUAUAUCAAAUAAAUUUGGAAAAGUCUGAUAAGAGUGAAUUAUCGUCUGGACUGCUGGAUUUCUCGGCACCAUGACGAUCUACAAAGUGAUACCACAAGACAAGAAAGAAGAGAAGAAAGUUUUAGAGAAAGAUGUGCUGACUGUCCCAUUGACUGAUGCAGAGAACGCAGAGCCAGUACAAGUGAAUGUCCGACAGCAGAGGUCGAAAACAUGGUUGAAUCUGUUCCUCAUUCUUAUUGCAUUGCUGGUUUUGGCCACAGGGGCAACAGCUGGCUACUACCUGUACAAGAACCACAUGUCUCCCAACAAGCUUAAACAUGCCAAAGGACGAUGCUCCUUUAUUUUGAGGAAAGCCGAGGAGAGUCCCACUAGUCAGAUGUUCCAAGACACCAGCAACCUUCCUAGGAUUGACGAUGGCGGUCUAACUGUUCCUGAUGAGCGUCCAUCUCGCAAACACCACCACCGUAAACAUCGUAAACAUCAUCAUGGCCCAUUCUUCACCACAGUAAAAAUGGAGGAGGAGAUUGAGGUCACUGAUAAUAUCUAUGAACGUAUCAGCAUGCCACAAAUUGAUGAUAUACUCAAGUCUCUCAUUCUGCAUGACUUUGAAAGGAACAAGUCUGCCAUUGUUGACUACCACGACAAAGUGUGCUAUGUGAUGAACCUUAACAGAAAUGAAGUUUCGCCUCCCAGGAACCUCAUUGAUCUCCUCAAUAAAAUCAACUCUGGUUACUAUCUUCCACGAGCAAAUGUACUCAGGAGGAAGUACAGAGUGGUGAGCCCUGCUCUGAAGAAUAUUGCCAGUCUGGGACCCUACAUUGUGAACGAAUGUAGCACAUACAAGACCUUCCAGCUGAUGAGGAUUGCUGGAGAUGAUGAAAUGAUGAGUCGGUUGAUUGUGAAGAGAAGUGCUGGAGAGGUCAUACAAGAGAAGAAAUAUGGCUACUAUGAACAUCACUCCAACUCCUUCUUAGAGUAUGAUAUCACCCAGGACUUCGCAAAAAGCUUCUAAAGAUGUUAGUGUUAGCAGCACUCUGUAUAUAUAUAUAUGUAUGUAUAACCCCCAGACAAUGGCCACUAUCACAUCAUUUAGCGAUCAAUCUUAACCGUGUGCUACACUUGUAGCAGGGCGCUAUCCUUUCUUAGCCGUUGUGGACAACCAUCUGUGGAGGUUGUAAAUGAAUUUAGCCAAGAAUGAUGUCAAGAGACUCAGCUUAAAAAAAACUUCACUGCAAAAGAUCACUUCAGAUUCAAACCGGAGUAUUCGGUAGCACACUUUUGUCCUGCUGUGUCGUAUUUAGACUCGUUCUUGUACAGAGGCGUCUGUUAUUGGUCAUUGUGGUAUUAUUAACAAAGAAUCCUAGCAGAGAAGUCACAAGACACGUGCAAGAGUGUUUAUGUUAGUGGAUGAGAGUUUGUGUACAGGUCGUCAGGUGUUUUUGCUUGUCAUAUUUGUAUUUUUUUUUUUUUAUUUGACCAUCUUAGGCACUUCUUGUGCAAACUGUAAAUAUGAAAAGUAAUAUUGAGAUGAAAUAUGCGUACAUUCACUCUUUUAACUUUUUCCAGUUUUUGCAAUCAGGCAAGUUUUGCUCAAAUUAAUACAAAGAUAAAAGUGUGAUGAACGGAUCAAAGACGUAGAACUAUGUACAAAAUGGAAGUUUCAUACUGAGCCUAAACUGAAAUAUUGACCUAUUAUUGCCUAAACAUAGUAAUCAGAAAAAAAAUCUUGUACUAAAAUAUUAAUUGAGAUUUUUGCCGAUUGGUGACUUUCAUUGUUUGAGUAUUGAACAUUGCAUCUUCUCUUUCUUGUUCAUUUAUGAAAACAUAAUAUGGAAAGGUGUAGCUUGAAAGACUAAAUAAAACAGAAGUUACAAACAAAACCUUUGUGAAGAAGAAGAAAUUUCUUACCUAUAACCUAAGUGUAAAUUUCUAGGUAGGGUUUUAACAGUAGGAUAUUAUUUCUUGCUGAUUUCAUUGUUAUUUUAAUGAAAUAUCAGAAAAAAAAUUAAUACAUCAAAAUAAUUUUGUUUUAUGAAAAAUUUUAUUCUUUUUUUUAACUGUUAAGACAAUAAAUGUGUUUUUGAGUUAAGCACUCUUGUAGAGGGGAAUCUAUAAGAUAACGCUUCAUUAGCGAGAUAUAUAUUUAUAUUAAAGCCUGUUGUAGUUUUCUAUCCUGUGUAGCAUGGUGGUUUGUAUCAUCACAAUGCUGAGUUAGCAUUAAGUGUUGUUCCCAGGUGGGACCAUUGCAAUGGAAGUGUUAUUAUAUUUCAAAUUUUCUGCGUUUUUGUAUCCAUGCAUGAUAUCCAAGGAAAAUGUAUUUUCUCUGCAAGUUGUCUCCCUUCCAACAUGCUCUCAGACUGAAAAUUGAGGGCUUUGCCAUUUUUCCCCACAACUUGAUGUAAAAAAAUAUUAACAUAGUAUAAUGAUCUUUUAAAGAAUUUAAUGUCUUGCUUUGAAUUACAGAACAGACAUAGUUGGGGCGAUGUUUAAAUAAAAAAAUAAACUUGUGUCAUAGUAUCAUUUGUUUUUUAAUCUACCAUUUCUUUAUACAUUUCAUCAUACAUCUCUUUGUUGUUUCAAUAUUUGUUUUAUCAUCACUCUAAUUGGAAUUGUAAACACAAACUACUUUCACCUAUGAUGGAAGGCUAGUUAGAAAGGACUAUGAUAAGGCUGGGGUACAGUCAUGUUUUUUCAAUGAACAGCUAUUUGUUUGUCAUUGUAAUUUGUAUACGUCCCCCAACUACGAUGUUUAUUGUCAGUGUUGAUGUUACUUGCAGUAUGUAGAUUUUCAACUCGUACAUAGCUGUUUUCAAUCAGUUUAAAGAACACCUUGUAUUUGUUUCCGAAACAAUUACAUUGGCUUCUGUAUCUUUGGAGAAUAGGGGAGAAGUUUGAUUUCUCUGGGAUUGGAGCUCUGUGUACAAAGUUUCAGGACAUGCAUACAUCAGAAAACAUGAAAAUGGAGGGAGGAAAAAUUGUUGAGAAUGAAGAAUGAUUAAGGUGCAGAGACUUGUGAUAACCGGGAUUAAUUUUAUUCAAUAAUAAAAAGUUUUACAAUGAUAUAUAUUUUUUGUACAUAUUGUAAUUUAUCAGGCAUAAUUUUGACCUUUUUUGAUAUAAGGGAGGUAAUUUUAAUUGUAUUCGAGGGUCGAGUUAAUUAACGAAGGACAGAAGGUAUAGAUGUAUGAGAGUACAUAAUGGAGAACAGGCAGAACAACUUAAACAGAAGAUGUAGAUUUUUUACAUAUAGACAGAGCUUAUUUAGUAAGGACAGAGAAAUGGCAUUGUUGAUUACAAUUGGUUUGGGACAUAAAGGAAAGUACAAAAUGCAAUAUGUAAUUUUUUGUUUCGCUUUGUUUGUUUUUGUUUGUUUUGUUUUGUUUUUUUUUCCACGGCCAUUUUGUAUACUGACACUUCCACAUGUGCUAUAAAUGGAGGUUCAGAAUUCUGUGCUAGUAGAAAAUAAUUUUACAACCAUAUAGCAUCUGGAUAAUGAAGAAAUGUAGAUAAUGGAAGUAGGGAACCAUUUUUAGCAUGAACAUGAUGACACAACAUUUUUCCUGUGUUUGGGUUUUAAAACAUGUUCUGUGUUUGUAACAAAAAGAUUUGAUUCCUGAACUUUCAGAUAGAAUUUUGUACUUUCCUUCUUGUCCAUUUUUGUUAUUCUUCCCCUUCUAGACUCUCCUCUUCUGUCGUUCCUAAACAUCUUAUUUAUCAUAUUGUCAUUUUGUAUUCUAAUACAUUGUAUAUUGAAAUCUUUUAAUAAAAGUUGAUUGUUCAA
Ylistrum balloti is the source of this 3788-nucleotide messenger RNA. RefSeq names its product integral membrane protein 2B-like. NCBI's taxonomy places the organism in Eukaryota, Metazoa, Mollusca, Bivalvia, Pectinida, Pectinidae. The transcript has 6 exons. Gene Ontology annotation, cellular component: extracellular exosome; plasma membrane; Golgi apparatus. The coding region runs from base 78 to 1019 and encodes 313 amino acids. Gene Ontology annotation, molecular function: amyloid-beta binding. The record is from RefSeq and is a predicted model, not a curated record. Gene Ontology annotation, biological process: negative regulation of amyloid precursor protein biosynthetic process.